This is a messenger RNA of Phytophthora sojae, 4029 nucleotides long. RefSeq lists its product as hypothetical. The transcript is spliced from 6 exons. The record is from RefSeq and is a predicted model, not a curated record. NCBI's taxonomy places the organism in Eukaryota, Oomycota, Peronosporomycetes, Peronosporales, Peronosporaceae. The coding region runs from base 1 to 4029 and encodes 1342 amino acids.
AUGUCGUCGUCCGGCUCUCCUGCCGCUCCUCCGACUUCAGUUGCGUCGUCUUUGCAGUCUUCACAUCCGCCCGCGCGAGAUGAGGGGAAGUUUGCUGAGUUGGUCGACUCGGCGUCCCGGGCUCGCGGGGUCAGCGAUGGGCAGAUGCACCCUGUCAUCGAUCUGACAACAUCCCGUGGGUUCGACCGGGAGUCCGAGCCGGCAUCUCGCACUUCUCAUCGCUGCUUGCCGAGUCCGCGUGGCGACACCACUUCGGACGCCGCCGACCUUGGUCGGUCGGACUCGGCUGGGCCGGUGAGUCUCGACUCUCUCGCUGCGCUGAUCCAUGCGCAGUCCGAGCAACGCCGCAUCGAGAACGCGGACUUGGCUCGGCUGUUGUCGUUCGUGAUCACUCGUCCCGCGCCGGUGGCUGAUAGAGAGCGCCAACCUUCAAGUCAAGCUAGUGACGUCGCUGCACUGAGGGUCGAGCUGGAGUCUGCUCGGACUAUUAACGCUGACUUGACUCGGCGGCUGGAUUCACAGGCGGCUGUGAUGGCCGACCUCGAGGAACGGUUGAAGACUGUCGAGGAGGAGCGUGACCGAUGGAAAGCCGAGUCGAAGAAGUCGUCCCCUCUUCUGACCAGCUUCCGGAAGGCGAUGGCCGAGUCUGAAGCUUCCUUGAAGUCGGCUCGCAAGUCUCAGGAUGAUAAAGUGAAGUCGGCUCUCGCUCACGCUAAGGAUCUCGGCAGGCAGCUCAGAGAACGCGACUCGGAGAUUGAGCGUUUGACUCAGCUUCUUUCGGCUCGUGACGCCGAGUACGCUGUGCUCCAGGGGAUCUCGACCAAGCACUUCGAGCAACUGCAGCCUCUCCGUGAUGCCAAGGCCACCAUCAAACACCAGCGUGAGGUCAUCCUCCGACAGACGCGUGUCCUUUCUCGCAUGGGUCUUUUACCCAUGCAUGAUCCUCACAUGGCUGCUGCAGCUGCAGCCGGGUUGGACGUGCCUGGGUUGAGCCCUGCUGACUUGCAGCUCAAUGCUCGGUUAUGCCGGAUCUUGGCUCAACGUUUCCCGGAGGUGAUGGACAUCCCGGCUGGAGAGACUCGCCGAGUUGAGUUGACCAUCCACCCGCGAGCGGACGGCGCUGCUACUACUCUGCCAGCGCCCGUGAGCUCAGCUGGUUCUUUCCUUGGACAAUCAACCCGGCUGACGGGGUCUGAGGCUCCGGCCCCUCCAAGCGAGUCUCCCGCAUCAUCUGCCGCCAAUCCUGUGUCGGCUGGUGCGGUUUCUACGCCCGUGUCCACUUCUGCUUCGCGCCGUCGCCGCAGCAAGUCGGUCGACCAGGUUCACCGAGCUCGGCUGGAUACUCUAACACCCACCGAAAAAUUACUUCGCUACUCAAACCCGAAGUCAGCGACGGCGGCUGGUUCUCAGCGCAAGCCCAAGAAGCCACGAGCAGCCGACGCGUUGGUCCAGCUUGAAAAGGCUGCCCAAGAGACUGACGCCGCAUGCGACCUAUCGCUCCGGUCGAGCUUGAACUUAGCCGGGUUGACUGUCGACGAUGUGAAUGUGGAGGCCGGCGACGAGGUUCACUCGCUGGAAGAGGACCUCUUGUUCGAGUUCACCGAAGUGCCUGGUUCCGCCGAGCUUCCGAGGGGGCCCGCCGGCCCGACCGUGAGUGUACCGCCCGUGCAACUCGUGCCUUACUCUUCCUCCCCGGUGCAGACGCCUUCAAGCGGAGUGGCUGUUGUAUCGUUGCCUGGAUCUGCUGACCUUGCUGCAACUCCGUCCGCUUUUUCUCUUCCUGCCUCGGUUCCGUUCCCGACUCGUGUCCAGUGGGUUCCUCCCUCGACCAGCGUGCCGAGCGCGGCUGUGGUGACAUCGACUGUCGGCGCCGGAGGACAACCGGGUUCCUCUGCUCCCGAUCCGGCGCUUGCUACAACGCAUGCUGUGAUUGCGCCGAGCUCGACGGCUGGAGUCUCGGCUGCGGUGUUGAACGCUCACUGCUUGGAUCUGUUAGAGACUCCUGACUAUCUCGUCCUCCGGUCCGCUCGGUGUAGCUCUUCCUCUGGUUCGUCGGGCUCGGCUCUUGGAUUGAAAGCUCCUGGAACCUCAGCACAUCCGUUGUCUGUGUCCGAGAGCUCUGAAUCUGAGGCUGACGACCCUGGAUCUGCUGACGAGCUCAGUUGGGCCGACCCUGACGCAUCUCGCCGGGCUUCGUUAGCUUCUGCGCUCCCACCUCCGCACGGGAAGAUCCAGAGCUACAUGGCUGCUCGUCAAUCGCCUCUCGUUCCGUCCAGCGAGUCAGGUGACUCAGACUCACAGCCGAGUUCCAAGAAGCAGAGCGGUAAGGGCAAGCGCAAGCGGAGGUGCAAGCACAAGCUCAAGCACAAGCACGGGCAUAAGCACAAACACAAGUCGAUGUCGAAGUCGAAGUCGGCAGGGUCAAAGAAGUCGAAGAGGUCUGCGUCUCCGGACUCGGCUAAGGACCCCCGCCCGUCCAAGCGUCAGCGAGGUUGGACUGGGGACUCGGCCGUCGAUCCGGCUGAGGUUUCGGCCGCUUCCAGCUCGACUAACAACUCGGCUGGGAGCUCUGGCAUCCCAUCGAGCUCGGCUGUUUCGCCGUCGCCUAUUUCUGCUGGUCCAGCUUCAACCCUGUCGGUGCCUAUCGUGACCGCUCAUGACGCUGGCGCCCACCUGCGCACUCGAGCUCGCCAGGCGGUCGGCCGAGAUGCCCGGAUCACUCCCCAGCUAGCUCAGCUGAGUGACAUCCGCUUCGUUCAUUACGGGUCUCGGCGGUGCUGGGAGGCAAUCCUCAGUCAUCAAACGGCCAAGGUCACUGUGGAUGACGCGUCGGCGAAGGGUAGUGUGCCGGUUACGCUCUGUUCCCUCGCUGAGAUUAAAGCGUUCGCGGACGUCUACCAUCCGGAUCACCCGGCUCAGCGGCUCCUUCGUCUGCUUCCCAAGACUCCUAUCUUCUUCUCCCCUCAAGUCCUCGACGAUGCCAAGCGCCGGUUGACGAACUCGGUGAAGUCGGUGACCUUGAUGGAGCGUCUCGCAGAAGUGUUCGUGAAGAUCCGCGGAGAGGCUCCGAACUCGGUUUGUGACAAAGAGGGUCCUACCAAGUUCUUCGUAGCACUGUUCGAGCGGUGUCACUGGAUGGUCGAGUCGAGUGUGCUGAUGGGGCUACAUCCGGCUUUUCACACGGGGCUCCCGUAUCACGUGAUAGCCGAGAUGUAUGACACGUGGGUGUUGUACAAGUUGGCUCGCAAGCGUCGAGGCGAUGCCCUCCGAAGUCUCAUGCCUAUCCUGCCGGACGACCUGUUCACUGCAGUGAUGAAGCUUCUCGGCGGGCUUGCUGCCCCGGAAAUUGACGCGGAGCUCUUCUUCGAGCCGUCGGUCCCGUUGUAUCCGCUGGUCAAUCUUGCUUGGAUUCCUGCGGGCAGAGACUGGUGUGCUGAAGCCGAGUCUAUAGACGACUCCGAGCCUUGGCGAGCUUGGUGGUUGACCGACCCAGCGACGCACCCGUACAACACCCGCUUCCGGACGCGUAACUUGGAAUUCAUGGUUUUCGCUCCCGCUGGUGUGGAUCCGCGCCUAGUCGAGGAUGCUGUCGACGAAGAUGUGGACCUCGACGAGCCUGCGCCUCCCCAGAUUUCGUCAAGUGCUCCGACUCCGGUCAACCGUGCAGGAAUCCACAUCUUCCAAGGUUGUGAAGCUGGUGAGCUCGGCUGGGCCGCUGGCGAUGCGGAUCCGGCGUCUCCGUUGAUCGGGUCGCCUAACGUGUGCGACCCUUCUCCCACGGCUUCCCUCUUUGGUUCGGCGUCACCUGGGUCUCCAGCUGAGUCGAGCGCAGGAUCGAGUGUCCCUCUGGCUAACAACUCGGCUAUUCCGGCUUCAAGCUCAGCGGACUCGGCUGUGCAGACUGCGGGAGCAGCGGAUAGCUCGGUCGGCUCAGCUACGAACACUGAAGGUUCGAUUGGUCUCCUCGCAGCGGCUGCUGCUACCGUCGUGUUCUCUGUCGCGCAUUCACAGGGUCCUUCGUCUUCGUAA